Molecule: messenger RNA, 7630 nt
Organism: Anolis carolinensis (green anole)
Lineage: Eukaryota; Metazoa; Chordata; Lepidosauria; Squamata; Anolidae
Gene: znf865
Product: zinc finger protein 865
Exons: 2
Coding region: 227-3163 (978 amino acids)
Source: RefSeq, a predicted model, not a curated record
GGCACCAGAGGGAGGGGAGGGGAGGGAGGCUGGUUUCCGGUUCCGGCCGGGCCUGGACGAGUUGCAGCCUGGCGGUGGGCCCUCCGCCCCGACCCGCGAGGGAGCAGGGAAGGGCUCUGGGGGGCUCCCCUCACUCCGACCGUGCCACGCCGGGACCAGCCCUGUUUGGGGCGCGGAGGAGGCUGGGGCAGCGCCAUACGCCGGCAGUGCCCCCUCCUGGGCGGAGAUGGAAGCCAAUGCAGCAAGCGACGAGGGUGUGCAUUUCCAGAGCUACCCCUUCGACUUUUUGGAGUUCCUGAACCACCAACGCUUUGAACCUAUGGAGGCCUACAAUCACGAGCACGCCAAAGCAGUCGCUGCCCUUCCCUGCCCACAGCCACAGUACGACUACACCCAGCAGACGACAGCUGCCCCACCGACCCACUUUGACCGUGUGCCCACUGCCCUCGGCACAUCAAAGCCCAAAGUUGAAGGCCCAUCACCUUCUUCCUCUACAACUGUUUCAUCAGCUAACAUCCAAGUCAAGAAAUCUGAACCAGGAGGUCCUGCACCGGCUCCUCAGCAGCAGCAGCAGCAACAACAACAACAGCCACCUUACAGCACUCCAGCAGUGGUGCCUGCAACCAGUCAGCCUCUCUUUGAUAGCACAGCGGCUGCAGCCGCUGCAGCUGCAGCUUAUAACACUCCUCAGUGGGGCAUUGUGGAUCUGUCCGGUCAUCAGCACCUCUUCAGCAGCCUAAAACGUGGGCAGGCUCAAACUCCUGCUACUUCUGCUGGUGUUGUAGCUGGUGACAGCCAGGCAGGCAAGGACGACAAGAACUACUUCCGACGUUUAAAAUACUUCAUCGACCGGCGCUUCCCUUGUGGAGUGUGCCAAAAAUCAUUCAAGCAGUCAUCUCACUUAGUGCAACACAUGUUAGUGCACACGGGUGAGCGGCCCUAUGAGUGUACCACUUGUGGGCGCACCUACAACCACAUUUCCAGCCUCAUCCGGCACCGCCGCUGUCACAAGGACACUGAGGAUGCCACAGCAGCUGCCAGUGCAGCUGAUGCUAAUGUGGUAGCAGCGGCAGCCGCAGCAGCAGCAGCUGUGGUGGCUGCCAAUGCAGCUACUGCUCCAGGUGCUGAGGGAACCACCCAGCCUCCUGCCCAAAGCAGCAACCCUCAAGUGGUACCUGCGCCUGCUGCGGGCACAGCAGUAUCUGCUCUCAGUGCUGCCAUAGCUCAGGCUGAAGGCCCCUUCACCUGCUCUCUUUGCUGGAAGGUGUUCAAAAAGCCAAGCCACCUGCACCAGCAUCAGAUCAUUCACACAGGCGAAAAGCCAUUCUCAUGCUCUGUCUGCCAGAAAAGCUUCAACCGUCGGGAGAGCUUGAAACGACAUGUGCGGACCCACUCAGACUUGUUGCGAGUGCAGUGCGGAGUCUGCGGCAAGGAAUUCCGGGAUGCCUCCUACCUGCUUAAGCACCAAGCAACCCAUGCACCUCCUGGUACCUUACCACCACGUCCUGAGUAUAAGUGUGAUAUCUGUGGCAAAGGCUAUGUGGCUCCUCAGAAUCUACUGCGCCAUCGGCAGCUACAACACGAAGGAGCUCAACUGCCCAAGGAUGGCACCGGUGCCCUGUCCUACCUGCCUCCAGGGGCCUAUCUUCUGCCACAAGACCCACAGGCAACUAGUUCUGAUGGUGACACCAAACCAACCUCGUAUGGACUUCUCGGUGCUCAUCCAUUGCUGGUGGGAACAGCAGCAGGCAAGAAUUUCUGUUGUGGGAUCUGUGGCCGAGGGUUUGGGCGCCGAGAGACUCUCAAGCGGCAUGAAAGGAUCCACACAGGUGAGAAGCCUCACCAGUGCGCUGUGUGUGGGAAGCGCUUCCGUGAAUCUUUCCACCUCAGCAAGCACCACGUGGUGCACACGCGGGAGAGACCCUACAAGUGUGAGAUAUGUGGAAAGGUUUUUGGUUACCCACAGAGCUUAACCCGCCACAAACAAAUCCACCGGCUGCAGCUUCCUUGCUCUUUGCCACCCAUGGGGCCCUCCUUGACACCCAUGGGGCCAUCGCUACCCCCACCUCCUGAGGGGCUAACGUAUGGCUGCUCGGACUGUGGGGAGCGCUUUCCUGACCUCUUUCAUGUCAUGAGCCACAAAGAAGUCCAUGUGGCUGAGAAGCCGUACCCUUGUGAUGUCUGUGGCAAGUGUUUCGGAUUCAUUGAAAACCUCAUGUGGCACAAGCUGGUCCACCAGGCUGCUCCUGAGCGGCUCUUGCCACCAGAUGAAACCGCAGCUGCGGUAGCCCCUCUGGAAAAUGGGAUGGCCAGUGGCGACAACUUGACAUCUUUUGAGGAUCACCAUCCCACCUUGCCAAGUGGCGAGCGCUUUUCAUGCUCCAUUUGCGGCCAAACCUUCAAGCAUUUCCUGGGUCUUGUGACCCAUAAGUAUGUGCACCUGGUGCGACGCACAUUGGCCUGUUCAGUCUGUGGGCAGAGUUUUGCAGGAGCCUAUGAUCUGCUGCUGCAUCGACGUACCCACCUGCAGAAGCGCCAUUUCUCUUGCCCAGUCUGUGGCAAACGUUUCUGGGAAGCUGCCCUUCUCAUGCGCCAUCAGCGUUGCCACACCGAGGAGCGCCCUUACCGCUGCACAGUCUGUGGACGUGGCUUCCUACGUUCGUGGUACCUGCGUCAACACAAAGUGGUGCACACUGGCGAGCGAGCCUACAAGUGUGCCCUCUGCAACAAACGGUUUGCCCAGUCGUCCAGCUUGGCUGAACAUCAGCGCCUUCAUGUCGUUGCUCGGCCCCAGCGUUGCCCCACUUGUGGCAAGACCUUCCGCUAUCGCAGCAACCUUCUGGAGCAUCAGCGAGUGCACUUGGGUGAGAAGGUCUACCGCUGCGACCGUUGCUCCAAGAGUUUCUUCUACCUGUCAUCCAUAUUACGUCACCAACGUUCCCACGAUGCAAAGCGUGAGUUACGAUGUGGGGCCUGCCUCAAGCUCUUCAAAGACCCCAAGUAUUUCAGCAAACAUCUCCAGGCCCACCAAGGUGGACGCCCAUUCAAGUGCAGCACCUGCGGAGAAGCCUUCUCCAAUACCUAUGGGCUCAAGAAGCACCGCCACAUUCACAAGAUGGAGCGCUUUGCUGCUAUGGGGGCUCACAAGGAACAACAACCCUAGGGUUGGGGUGAUAGCAAGAGAAAUGGGCAGUCCUUACUAUGGUACUUUAAGGUGAGAGAUGAUGCUAGUUCCUGGCUGUUGUGAGCCAUGAGAACAGCAGGUUUCCAAAUAUAAUAGGUAAGAUGGCAGUGCUUGUUGGCAGAGAGAUACUACAUUUGUGAAGACACAUAAAAUCACAAGGCCAUGAGUAUAACAAGCCAUGUACCAGAGAUUGAAUGCAAGUGGGGCUUCAAUUGCAAGAGGUAGCUGCCUGGUAACAACAAAUGCAUAUUAUUCUGUCCUCCCCUGGAUUUCCUAGCCUAAGUGUCAAGAGAGAGAUAAUUGACAAGUGGCUACCAAUUUUGUAUACAGUGUUGGGAAUGAAAGCUUUUGGCUUUUUUUAUUCCUUGUGAUCAGUCAAAACCAAGUUAUGGAAUAGUUGUUUUAGAAUCGCAUCAUUUCUGUUGGAAGAUAUUGAAAUGGAGCAGAAGCCACUCUGGAUUCCCCCUUGCAAGAAGAGAUGGUGCUUCCUGUAUGCCCCUUUCCCUUGAAUGGAAUAGCAAGAGCAGAUCCACACAUUGGAGGCAGGACUGGAAAGGACAUGGUAUAGUUCUUCAAGAAUGCUCACCCCACUUUUUUGCAAACCUCGCCACUUGCUCUAUGCCAUACAAGCCUUGCUUAUUUUCUGGGGAGGAAAUGUGUUAAUUUGUGUGCUUUCUUCACAUUUAUAAAGACAGUAGAUUAGUUAUCUUUAAAGACCUUGGGAAUUAGUGGGAGGUGGCUGCUAACUAAAUAGAGUUUAACUCAUGAUCAGAAUUGCAAAUAGAGGAGUCUUCUGGAAUUAUGUUCUGGCAUAUGGUGCAAUAGAUGCAUUUGCACCAUCAAAUCUCUACCUACCUUCCUGUCUCCCAAGACAGUGCAGGUUCACAGUGCAACUAACUGGAGGAUCAAAACAUGAAUGCUUCUUCAAAUAAAAAAGAAAGAAAAAAACCCUCUACUCAGAGGGCAAACAAUUGUGGAAAUCUGGUUCAAGCCCUACCUUCUUGUUGACAUGCCAGCUUUCCACAUAGAGGGAGUAUUCAAUGUGGGAAAACAUUCCAAGAUGUCAUUCUCCCAUACACAUUCUAAAUUGGUACACUCCCAGGAUGAUUGUACCAUAUACAUUCUGAAUUGGCCCUCAGAAGGUAGUCAGGAAGUAUAAAAGUACUGUACAUCACUUGUCAUCCAACUUGGGUAUAUGCAUGGUGUUUCCCUUAUGUGUCUCAGAAUGCUACUAUUCUUACAUAAUCCAGAACAUUUUGACACCUUGCAUAUAUAAGCCUCCAUCAAUUUAUGCAUAUCAUUUCUCAAGCCAGAAGUGGAUCGGUUCUGUAAAGGGAGUUAUGGUUGGGUAGUCACCCAUCUCCAGGCCAUUUCCACUUGUUUGUGUUAUUGCUGUCUCUUUCCUGUGUUGUGAAGAUGAGAGAGGUGAAAGGAAAUACAACUGGCGAUUCCUUAAGCCAGGCCUGUAUGUUGCAUUGGCUGCCUAGCACACCUAGCAGGUAUUCUGUAGACUGAGCCAUAAGCUCAUUCCUCUUCCAUGCAAGAGAUGCAAUACUCUUACAUCAGACUCAGUGCUGGUUGUCUUAGUCUGAGGCUGGAAUUUCCCAUGGUAGCAUUCUCAUCUACAGUCUUAUAUUGAGACCUUCCACCACAACCUCUCCAAAUGGAAAGGAAGUGGAUGGAUACAGUAUGGGCAAAAGAUACUUGUAAAUUUCCCAUCUUCCUCCUGUGCAUCUCCUCUUUGCAUUCCUUCAUCAGGUUUCAUAAGAUACUUUGGAAAUCUCAAGAGACAGGAGGGAAGGUGGCAACCAAAGAGUUCUCGAGAUGUUCUCUUGUGGACACCAUGAAGCUGAUUGCAUCACCACAAAAUGGUGGUUGAAGUUGAUCUUCCGCUGAAAGCUGUACUAUUGGAGAUUUGUUGUUUAUCCAUUUCAGCAAGGGCAGAGUAUGCUAACUUCUUUCAGGUGGCAGUACCAAAGGUGCCUCCCUACUAUUCCUGAUCUAGUGCCCCUAUGGUUCCUGCCUUGAUGAGAGCCGGCCAAGGAUAUGAGGACCCAAAGAUGCAUUUUGAAUCCAAUGUCUUUGUCCAUCCACUCCAGUGCCUGGAAGAAGAGAGAAAGGAGGGUGGCUGUUGCCAAAGGUGUAGGGUGAUUUGUGGGAGAGACAGUUGUGAUAGAUCUGGACAAUAAAUAAGUCAGGGUAUUAGAAGAAACCUUGCAAAAUUGGGUGAUACAAAAGUAAGCUGGCUAGAUACAUAAUGAACAGAGUGAAGAAGAAGCCUAGUCUUCAUUCAACCACAAUUCCCAUGCUGGCUCAAUUCAAGGACAACUUAUUUUGCCCAUAUUGAAUCCGACCUAGUUGGACUAAUGUCUCUGAUCAGCUGAAAUAUUACUAUUAGCGGUUUCCAAAAGUGGCUGAUACCUGGAUGUUCCUUUUCUUGUUAUAUCUUGAUAUAAAAAUGUAAAGGCCUGAACCUGUAGCUAAAAUUCAGUGGAACCUUCCUGUAGUGGUGGCUAUACCUUUGCCUGCAUUAUAUGGAAGCUGAUUUUUUUUCUCAUAUAGAAUAUUCUCUCCCUCACCUUGGUAUUUGCCAGUAGAGCUAAGUCUGAUGUUAGAUUCCUUUUGCCCUUUAUGAAUACAACAUAUCUUAAUUAUACAAUCUGCUUUAUAGUGUCAUCUGCCUUUACAUUUAGUUGAACAUUGCUUCUACAGGAACCCCACUGGAAACUGAGAACCUCAGAACUGGCAAUUAGUUCCUACACAAAAGUGUAUUAUUAGCUUAUACUAUCCAGAAAAUGUGGUCACGACUAACUCAGUAUAUGGAGUGUUUAUUAAAUUGUUUAAUUGUACCUUCCCAAUUGGACAAUGAAACAUAAGAGAGCAGAGAGCAUAGGUGGGUGAAGAGAAACAAUUAGGUUUCUAUAAUGACUGUUUUAAUUGCAAAACUGAUGUCCAACCAGGUCUUGUCAAAAUGGUAGCCUGUUUCCUAAAGAUAAGGAAUGUGGUAUGACUUUCCUAGUUUGGUUUGGUUUUUAAUUUCUCUGAUCUCACUAAAAAAAGAAGUGGUAAUUAUCACCUUUAACUUCCUUUCCUUUAUUCAAAAUCAGGAUAUUUGGCAAGUGGCAAAACACAAUUCUUCUCAUCCAUAAAUAAUAUUGAAUAAAUACUUGCAGUUGGUGUGAGUUGAGAAUAUGAAAUGGCUAUCCUUUUUAGUAAAAUGUACAAUGGAAGUGAGAAGGCAUAGUGUUAACUAGCAAGGGCUUGUCUGACCAUUAAUAUUUGUUGGAGCACAGCUGUUUACAUGAAGUCUGUAUCCACUCUUCUUUCUAGGAGCAGUUUAGUUUAUUAAACUAUACUCUUCUGUCUUGGUUGGGCUUUGCUAGCUGGUUUGAUGUGAGAUUACUGUGAACUCAAAUAACAUAUGUGAAAAAUACUGGAAACAAAGCAAAUUAGGGUACUCCUUCCUAUAUAUCUGAGGUGGUCUGGCAGAUUUGAGACUAGUAGAUAAAGGGAGGAAGCAUUAUUUGAUCUGAACUCUAUAUAUGAAGAGGAUACUGUAAGUGGGUUGAAAAGCUGGUGUGGAUUUUGCUUCUGGUUGGAUAAUUCAUUGGAAGACCAAUUGGUUUGGAAAUUGCAGAUGCUAACAACCAUCCUUCCCACUAUACUAUCUUGGCUUCUAUAAUCUUGGUUAAUUUUUCAGCCCUGAAGUGUGCAUGACUGCAAUGAUGGAUGUCACACCGGUCCUCAUCAAUCCCAAAUGCCUUUUUGCUGUUUACUGGGACUACGUAGAGGGUGGGAAUUAUACUACAUCGUUUUCUAGCAUCGGAACCUUUUCAGAUUCCUCAAGAUGCACAGCCAUUUUCUGAGGAUUUCUUCAAACUUGCAGUUUUUUGGGAAAUAAGGAUUCUCUGUUUCUAACUGCAACUGAAUUUGCCUCGAUUCACCUCGUCCCAAACUGGAGAUCGGCAUUGUUUGAGAGAGGACUCAAACAUCCUCAGACCAAUGACUGUUGUAUAACCUUUGAAUGAAGAGUCGUGCCACUAAUAGGACCCAACCCAUUGCGAUCAUGUUAGCAAACGACUUUUUGUAUUAAUAUAGAUAUAUACAUACAUUUAUAUAUAAAUACUUCUUUUCUAACUACCCUUUCCUCCCAUUGGCCACAGAGUGCAGGAUGUGCAGUUCUUUUGGUGCCAAGAUCCAAGACCCUUUAAUAGUGUGUACUAAACUAUGUAUAGGACCCUGUCAUUGUCCAUGCAGCUGAUGGGCCUGGACCGAUAACCUGUCCCUCCUCCACUUCGUUGUACCCCUCGGGGAUUGUACAGCGUGUGUUUUCUCAAUCAGGGGUGGGGGAAUGGGAAUGUGUGUGUGUUUUAAACCAACCAAUUGUUUUAAAAGUAUCUGAUUUAUGAUGUACAGACUAAACAAACAUUAAAAAGAGACAAUGAA